Scutellospora calospora is the source of this 135-nucleotide messenger RNA. NCBI's taxonomy places the organism in Eukaryota, Fungi, Glomeromycota, Glomeromycetes, Diversisporales, Gigasporaceae. The record is from the annotation of a GenBank genome assembly.
CCGUUUACCGCCAACGACUUCUUGCUGACAACAAUCUCCCACCAAUGCACGUAUUCUCACAAAUGGCAAGCAUUUCUUACGAGAGAGAACCAAGGCAUGUUAAAGCUGCUUAUGUCAACCUAUCUUCCCUAUUGC